GUGUGUGUGUUUACAUGUGUGGGGCUGAGCCAGCUACCGUAUGCUAAGGACCCGUCCCCUUCACAGGCGAUCACAGUGACAGGGACUCUGAGAGAGAGAGAAGAGGUACCUCAAACCCUGAAGGGUAAAUCCACGUCCCCCUUACGUUUUCAACGUGUGGUGUCUCUCUCGCUCACUUUGAUACUUUAGCUGGCUAUUCUCAUGAGUCGCCAUUUGCCUGCGUGAGAGCUGGUGGUGUUCUUUUCCCUCGCUGUUCUAUUCCUGGUGUGUGAUCAUGGCCUGUUGUGUUUGGAUACCCUGACAACUAGAAGCUCUAAAGCAGUUGGCACUUCCCACCGCCUCUCUACCUCCAGUGAUGUCAUGCUGAAGAAGGAGCAGAAGGACGUGGAGCUGGAUAAAAAGAUUGAGGCUCUCCGCAGGAAGAAUGAAGCCCUCAUGAAGAGGUACCAGGAGGUAGAGGAGGACAAAAAGAGAGCGGAGGAGGAAGGAAUGGCACUGCAGAGCCCCAAGGGCAACGCAGGGGACUUAACCAUCACCAUCAACAAGUCUACCACCGAGCCUCGUGUUGUGAUGACCAAACCAGGCACGUGUGGUUCUCCCACCCCAAAGGGGAUCCAGGACCUUGGGGAGAGGGAGGCGGAGGGGAACCUGCUGGGCUCAGGACGGGGCAGGAGGAAGCAGCUACUGGUCACCAUGGCUGGCAACACAAAGGGUAAGAGGGUGGUGAGUGAAAGGCUGGAGAGAAGGCCAGGUCCAGGUCCCGCCAGUCUGCUGAAUGUGAAGAGCCCUACAGAGGAUGGCUUGCACCAGCACCUUGUGGAAUCAGCAGGCAGAGGAAAACACCAGCACACUAACACAGCAAAGAAGGACACAGGACCACAGGAUGAAGGGGGGCAGGGAAAGUGUGUGACAGAGGAGCGUCACUGGCUGUCAGAGUGUGAGCCUUACUACCAGAAGUCUGAGGGGCCAGGCCUGGCAGGCGACACAGACCUCACCAUCCCCACGUCCAAAGAGGAGCAGCAGGAGUACCUGCACUGGAAGAAGGAGCGUGAGCAGAUCGACCGGGAGCGCGUGGCCCGCCACAGAAAUGCCAAUGGCCAGUGGAGGCGGGCGUGGGACAUGGACAAAACAGAGAAUAUGUUUUCAGAUAAAUCUGAGGAGAGAGUACAGGGGCCUCCAGAUAGAGGAGGAAGAAAUGCAAGGAGAGGUUACCCCAAAUCAAAUGCUGAGUCACGGGUUCAGCAACCACGGGGAAGAGACAAGGGGGUUAAAAAAGUGCCAGCGGUCAGCAGUAAAGCCAAGGGCAAGGAUCGGCUGACUGGGAGGGCCAGGAGAUGGGAUGCCAGCGAGGAUGGGGAUGAUUUGCAGGCCUCCGAGACAAGUUUGGAGGAAUUCUUAGAAGAGUUUGAUGCUUUGGGUGGGCCUGACGUAGACGACUCCACUGCAGAAACUCCAGAGAUCAAAGAUGUUUACCUCAAAAUUGAGUCUUUCCUGACCCCGGAUGUGGUGAAGACCGAGGAGGUGAGUGGACCCGUCAGUCCUGCCCUGGACCAAGCCGACUGGUUUCAAGCCCCAGCCGACACCUUAGAGGAGGGUACACCCAGACAGGAGAAGGCUAAGGAAUCGUCCCCUCGAGCUGCAGAGAAGAAGGUCCGCUUCUCGGUGGAGCUCAAGGGGCCCGGGGCCUACGAGCAGCCCAGUACGGGAGCCCAGAACUCUGCCCGCUCAGAAACCACGGGAGCCAGCACUUUAAAAGUGUCCUCCCCCAGCAAAAACAGCUAUGAGGUGGAGAAGCCGAACCAGGCCCCCGAGGGCCCUCCGAAGGACGCUGGUAAUGCCCUGGACCAGGGUAAUAAACCUGCUAAAGCUCUCCAGGCACAAAGCUCAUCGGAUGGGCAGACACCGGGGCAGGAGGGCUCUGAGCUUGCCGAUACCUCCAAAACAGAGUGUGCUGAAAGCGGCCAUGACAGUGUGCCCACCCCUGUUUUUCCCACUUCACACAGCAAUGUCAAAGACGCUGCCCCUCCACAGGAGAAUGCUGUCCAGCCUUUAGAACAUGCUAAGAGCAAUAGCAACAGAAAUACAGAGGAACUGAUUGACUCUAGUCUGUCUGUUCUGAGGCUGGAGUCAGGAGAGACUCACCCAACCCACACCACCAGCACUGACAAGGCAAGAGAAAAUGGGAAGAAUGUUUGAAGGACUUUCAACGUUUAUAUGAAUUAGUCAAUAUGUAAAACCAAAACAUGCUUAAGUAGAGAAUUUACCAUAAGCCUUUUCAGUUGAAAGUGGAACUCACAGCACUUUAACUACUUUGCAGAUAUGAAACAGACAAUCAUAAUAUCAGUCAAAAAUAUCACAUUCCCAGUUCAUGCUACAAAACCAACUUUAUAAGAGGUUUUAAAAAUAGGUUCUAUUUGACAAAAAAUUCCAUGACGUAGAGUAAGGCAUUAUUGGCAGAAUAGAUGGAUGCAGUUCAAUGCAUGAUUCAUCUAAUUCACCAAUACAUUUCAUGGUAGUCCAAAAAAUAUCGCUAUCAGCUUGUAAAUCACAGCUGGCCUGGUACAUUGUUUGCUGCCUUCUUUCGGGAUGCACUGCUUCAGUUUCAAUGACGCAAUAUUUUGUCCAAAAUAUUGACAAAUAUAAUUUAGGCUCGGAAUGUCAAUACAAUAGUGAUGGACAUUCAGAGUAUUUUCUGUGAGUUGGCUAAUUUGGCUCCGUUCACUUAAAAGAGCUGGCUCAUUUGGCUCUGAAACGGCUCUUUGUUCCAAAUGCUUAAAAAUUGACUUUGACCCAUGAUUUUUAGAACCACCUAAAACCAAUCUCCAAUGUUAAGCCCAAAAAGUAGGCUACCAUUUAUAUCAGAUCGGGAAAUUCGGAUUCAAAUAUAUUUUUACCUGGCCAAAUUUAUUCGAUUAUUAUUAGUUUAAGCACUGCAAAAAUGAGUGUGGACCCGAAUGUAUGCAUAGUAUUUGUAUAGUAGCAGUAUGCAAAUCAGGAAGCCAAAUGAACGUCUCUUUCAACAAUGCAAUUCGGUUCCCGAUGUUCACCAAAAAGUUAUGUUCAAGCUAACUACCCAUCACUACAAUCAAACUAGCAAGGGCAAUGAUCACAAGUCAGCCAUAACGUGGCUAAUAGGCUAGCGUAUCUAUUUAUGUAGCUAUUUAUUUAGCAAGCUAAAAACACAGCCAAAUGAGCUAGCUGCUGGGAGGAUGUCAUGUCAUUAGAUGAGUGGGUGAGUGACCGACUUUUUCCACUCAUAUCGUUUUUCGGUGGCAACAGCUAGAGAUGAAUUUGGUUAGCUAGCAAGAAAUGUGAAUCGCUUGGCUAGCUAGCUAGCUAUGCUGAACUUGAACGACCGUUACACACAGUUUGCAUGCAGAUCUCUUAGUUGUCAAUCAAAUGUAUUUGGCAUCAAUCAAAUGGGCGGGCAGGCAGUUCCCAUUCAGUUGUCAAAACGUAGGUUGGGACAAGCAUGCAUUGGCAGGCAAGCUGCAGAAUGGUUAGCAGGCUACUUAUUCUCAAUCGUUUCAGUGCAAUUUUGAGGGCCAACUACAAGCUGAAAAAGUUUGAGAGGGUUUAUCUAUUCUUGCCUCGUUAGAUUUUAAAUCAUCUAGCUCUGGCUAACAUUAGUUGUUGAUUUUAGGGAGGGAUAAUCUACCUGUUAUUGAUUGUUUGUUCAAUUGGACGGUAAAGUUCCCAAAUGUAAGAGGAGUCCCGUGGUGUUUACAUAUUUGCAGAAAUCCAUUUUCAGGUGUAUUUUUUUGGCUAAUGGUUUAAAGUCACGCUGUUGCUACUGCCUGUAAACACACAGUCCAGUUCAAAGUGAAAGAUGGCAGGCCCAUGUGGCAAAUGGCUUAUUUGCAUAUAGACCUACUGUGUAGAGUCCGGUCUGUGUAGAAUCCGGUUCUGGACAGGACUGACACGUUUUUAAUUAGGUUUUAUUUACUGCGGUGUCUAUUAAUUGUCCAAAUGCAGGGCCGCUUUCCCCACUACAUAUUACUAUAGAAUUUUCACAAAUGCCUUACUCGACAUAAUUUCCAAUCAUUCUAUGAAAGUGUGAAAGUAGGAAAAAAAACAUUUUAGUGCUAGCUUGUCAGAAAAUGCUGUCAGUUCCACUUUAAUAGCACAUUUGCUUCCAAUAGCUCUUUGAAUAUGUCCUGUGCCUAGUUGGUCAAGGUGAGACUAGCAUCCACAAUGUUCUUUCAUUUGAAACGAUGCUAGUUGCUCACAGUGGGAAAAGGAAACGAUAAAUGUUCAAAGUAAGUCAUUUUGAGAAUUUUGUCUGCUUGAAAAUACUUACAAGCACUUUAUUCUUUGAGGUAUGAGUAUUGACAUGUCAUACAUUAUGUAAGUGUGCUAUUUGAAUGGCAAACUUAUGUUGAAUGGCUGUCUUUGUUUACAUUUGAAGUAUUAUUUCAAAAUACCAGUCCUAAUGCUUGUAUUAGUUCAGUUCCUAUGGAUGACUAACGGACAUGACCUGAACAGGCCCUGCGUUUAAACUUCACCCUCCGCAACUGAUUGUCAAUCAAAUGACCUGGUGUUGUUGUGUCAAUCUUUGCCUUAGCAGUAGGCCUAAUUUGAAUGAUGAAAUAUAAUUAGCAUUAUAUGCUUAUAGUUCUACUGUACACUGGCUGUAUUUACAGUGCUGUGAAAAAGUAUUUGUCUCCUUAUACUCAAUAACUGGUUGUGCCACCUUUAGCUGCAAUGACUGCAAUGUGCUGCACAUAUUUUUGUGUCUGAAUGUUAUCAGAUCUUCAACCAAAACCUAAUAUUAGAUAAAGGGAACCUGCGUUUACAAAUAACAAAAAAAUAUGCAGUAUAUACUUAUCUUAUUUAUUUAAUUAACAAAGUUAUGCAACACCCAAUUCCCCUGUGUGAAAAAGUAACUGCCCCCUUAUAUUCAAUAACUGGUUGUGCCACUUUAAGCUGCAAUGACUCCAACCAAACGCUUCCUGUAGUUGUUGAUCAGUCUCUCACGUCACUAUGGAGGAAUUUUGUCCCAGUCUUGCAUGUAGAACUGCUUUAACUCAGCGACAUUUGUGGGUUUUUAAGCAUGAACUGCUCGUUUCAAGUCCUGCCACAACAUCUCAAAUUGGGAUUAGGUCUGGACUUUAACUGAAGGCCAUUCCAAAACUUCAAAUGUGUUGCUUUCUAGCCAUUUUCAUGUCGACCUGAUUGUGUGUUUUGGAUCAUUGUUUUGCUGCAUGACCCAGCUGCGCUUAAGCUUCAGCUCACAGUUGGCUGGCCUGACAUUUCCCUGUAGAAUUCUCUGAUACAGAGCAGAAUUCAUGGUUUCUUCUAUUAAGGCAAGUCGUCCAGGUCCUGAGGCAGCAAAGCAUCCCCAAACCAUCACACUACCACCACCAUGCUUGACCGUUGGUAUGAUGUUCUUACUGUAGAAUGCUGUGUUUGGUGUUCUCCAGACAUAAUGGGACCCAUGUCGUUCAAAAAGUUGACUCAAGUUUGUCAAAAAGCACCUGAAAACACCUGGAUGAUAAUCAAGACUUUUGGAAGAAUGUUCUAUGGACAGAUGAUUCAAAAGUAUAACUUUUUGCACACUGAGUUACAGCAGUUUUGCAUUGAAGUGUGGGCCAAAAUUCCUUCACAGUGACGUGAGAGACUGAUCAACUACUACUGGAAGUUUAGGGUUCCAGUCAUUGCAGCUAAAGGUGACACAACCAGUUAUUGAGUGUAAGGGGGAAAUUACUUUUUCACACAUAAAAUAACUAUGUAAUUGUUGUGUUAUUUGUUCACUCAGGUUCUAUUGAUCAAAUAUUAGGUUUUGGUUGAAGAUCUGAUAACAUUCAGUAUCAAAAAUAUACAAAAGUAGAGAACAUUAAAAAGGGGGCAAAUACUUUUCAUGGCACUGUAUGUAACUUUUCUUAUUAUCAAUUAACUAGAAAGCUCCGACCAUUGCACUUAUCUGUUGAUAUGAUAGCUCAUUCAUUCAUACAGUAGUUUACGGCUUGGUUUGGUGAAACCAGUUACAUGAAGUAAAAGUCAAUUCAAGUGCAUUAUUUAAGUGUGGGAUUACUAUGUAAUAUAAAGUUCCGUAUACAUUUUCUGCUAUUUUCAAAUACAAAUCGUAUUGGCAAAAAAGUAAAUAUAACUAAAAUGCUAGAAGGUUCCUCCUUCAAUGAUGGUUGUUAAUUGUUGCAUUGUUUUUCUUCAAAGAAGAUGUAGGAACUACUUCACGUUUAGUUUUGAGUGAUGUGCUAUUAACGAAUGGUCAAUGUUGAUGUAUUUCUCUCAAUUGGAUUAUCAAGUACUAUUUUCUGGAGUGUAAACUCUUACUUGUUGACAUUAGCAGAUGGAUUGCUUUAUUUAAAAUAGGGAAAAGGUCAUUAUUCAUUUCUCUGUUUUAUCAUACUUUGAUAGACUGACAACAAAAUAUGACUGCGCGCCUUACCAUGUAAUAAAUAGUAAGUGUAUUAAUGAAACACUUUCGUUAAUUUUGUUUUAUCAUACUUCUUUAUGCAAUUCAGUGUACAGCACAUGUUGGAGAACAUGGUAUUAAAAGCACAUUGCCAUAGCCAAGUGACAAUUUACAGGAGCAAAUUGAGGUUCUUUCGAUUGUUAUUAAAAGGAGCUGUGGAGGUGAAAAAUAAAGAGUGAAAUUGAGAGUGAACAGAAUUGAAGUUAUUUGUUGGGAGAAAACAGAAGUGAACAAAUUGAUCCCGGGAGAGGGAGAAAGGGAGGGAGUUGUACGUAGGGAGGUUUUUUGUGCGAAGUAGUGGAAUUGACUUCAACCAUGUGACUGUAGUGCAACACGUACUUCUCCUGUUCAGUGCCUGUUCGAUUUUAGAUAAGGGUUACAGUUUGUUUGUUUGUUUGGUAAGUGUAUUUAUUGCUUGAUAUUUACGUCAUCACCAAGCCUUGCCUAAUGACACUUGAACAUUUUAGAAAUGAUUGUCUGCCAUAUUACUGCUCCUUUCAACAUUAAUGUGUAUCACUGUGAGCCCUGUGCUCCAUGGACUCACACAGGAUGUUUGAAUAAUUCAAAAAAAGUGUGUGUCCAUUGAGCUUUUUUACAGUCAAAUUUCUUCUUUGUUUGUAUUAACUUGAGUGCAAAUUCCAUGAUUGUAAAACAGUUGUAAGUUAGCAUACAACACAAUAAAAAAGUACCCCCUGUUUCA
Salvelinus fontinalis (brook trout) is the source of this 7136-nucleotide messenger RNA. Its product is annotated as coiled-coil domain-containing protein 9B-like. The coding region runs from base 361 to 2196 and encodes 611 amino acids. The record is from RefSeq and is a predicted model, not a curated record. NCBI's taxonomy places the organism in Eukaryota, Metazoa, Chordata, Actinopteri, Salmoniformes, Salmonidae. The transcript is spliced from 14 exons.